AAGCAUCGAAGACAGCACCCGGCAGCGGUGGAACGGUAUCGGAGUACCGGACAGAGCUAGCUCGACCGCAUUGCCGUGUUCGUUCCACUGAGUUCGUGAGGACAAGAGUGAGGAACGUGCAAGAAAUAUUCUAAAGACGUAGAUAACAUUUAACUUCACUAAAUAAUCAUUUUUCUUUCCGUUUUUUUAAUUUUUUAUUUUCAAUUCCCCUGCUAAACUUAUUACUACUAUUAUAAUAAUAUACUUUUUUUGUUGUUCUUGUUGUUUGAAGUCAAACACAACUUUGACUUACGUAUCUCAACGUCAAAAAAUAUUAUUGGAUAUUCGAUUGAAUUAUUUUGUCUUUCCUCCUAAUUGAGACGAAUAAACGGAAGGAAGAUAACAACGGAAUAGAAGAGACACACACGCAUACGGACAGAAAAAGAAAGAGAGAAAGAGAGAGAGAGAGAGAGAGAAAGUAAAGAAACAACAUUUUGUGUUUCAAAAAUAUAAUUACGAUCAAAACUCUAUCAACCAUAGUUGAUCUUGGACGUUUCCCGCGCUUACGUUACACCUGUUAACGAGGAAACCGGUGCCGGCCCUUGACCAUCUAGAGAAAAUUGUUGGCACAAAUGAUGAAGGGUCGACACCACUUUCGACGACGAUUUAGUCUCCAACCAUCGUCGUUGAAAGAAGGACAGGAAGAUGGAACGACGAAAAAUGCUAGAAACGAAAGAUUAUCGGAAUCGGAUAGCGGUGGUGGCGAUGGAAAAUCAGCCGAAAGUUCUGUAAGACAUAAAAUAGUAGUAAUGGGUGCUGCCAAGGUUGGCAAAUCGGCAAUAAUCAAUCAAUUUCUUUACGCUACCUUCACGCCAAAAUAUAAACGCACCGUUGAGGAAAUGCAUCAUGGUGACUUUAACGUAUCCGGUAUUCAUUUAAUUCUCGACAUCUUGGACACUUCCGGCUCUUACGAAUUUCCAGCUAUGAGAGAUCUGUCUAUUAAAUCGGCGGAUGCGUUUGUCUUAGUCUACGAUGUGAACGAUGUCAAUACAUUUCACGAAGUGAAAACCUUGAGGACGUUGAUAUUGAAUACGAAAGGAGUGGUACCUAUCGUUGUCGUUGGUAAUAAAUUGGAUCUGGUGGAGAAGGAGCAAGAGGUUGACAGCGAGAGUACCAGAGAAUUGGUGACAUCCAAAUGGGAAAAUGGUUUCGUCCAAGCCAAAUUGAAAUACAACUUGAGUCCAGCGUUACGUAGAAGACGUCGUCAAUCUUUACCACCGCCUCCGCAUUUGAAUUCGCGCAGUAGCAGCGCUCACGUACCAUCGCCGGCGCAAUUGCAACAUUUGCAACAAAUACGAGAACGUGCUGAAUCUAAAAGAAAUUCAUGUAUUUUGUCGUAAAAACAUACACACACACACACACACACAUACAUAAGCAUUUACAUAUGUAAACAAUACGAUACUUUACAAUGAUCUCUCUCUUUUCUGUUCGAAACUUUCAAUUACCUAGAGUUAUACAUAAUUUCACCAUUUGCUAACGUAAUCGAUUCUAGGAUUAAGCUUAUAUAAAUGGGGUAUAUAUUUGAAAGGAUUUAUUAAAGGAUUUAUAAAGGAUUAACGUUAAUUAUAUAACGUAGUUCCUUUGCUCAGAAAAUGAUUACUCCUUUUUCAGCAACAUUGAAAGAUAGAAUAAUUCUAAGAUGUCAUUCAAUCUUAAAUAUCUACAUUCACGUAUACAUGGAUGAAUUGAAAAGUCUUGACCCUUAACACAUAGAAAUAACUUUCUUUUUUUUUCUCUUAUCCAACUAACUCGUAUUACAAAAAUAAGAGGCUUUUCUUUUUUCUUUUUUCUUGAGGCUCACAACUUUUCAAUACAUCCUCAUAGAUUUUUCUUUUUUCUUCGUCGUAGAUCUGUUUGUUAGAUUUUUGAUUUUAUUUUAUAGAAAAGUAAAAUAUAAUCGAAUUACGAAUUUAAACGUCAUUCAAUAAAAUUUAUUCGAUCGAUAGUGAAACUUAUUGACCAACUUUAAACGAUAGGAUAGAUAUAAUACACCCACUAAUACAGGAUAAAUCAUAUAAAACGUAGAACAUUUUUUGAUCUAUAGAUAGUAUAUACAUAUAUAUAUAUAUAUAUAUACCUUAACAGAUGGUGUAAAUAUAAAAUACAUAUACCUGUAUCUGUAACACGUCCGAUAUAGAUACGAAAUAGUUACAUUUCAAGCCACUCGUUGUGAUAAACCGUAUACAUUGUCUGAUCGCCUUAAAAAUAAAAAAAUUAAAAAAUAAAAAAAUGAAAAAUAUCGUGAAUAUAUUCAUCUUCAUGAAACGUUCCAAUAUUUUCUAAAAUCAUGUUCUUCUCUUACCAGAAGAGACUAAGAAGUGUAAAUCUCAGAUUUUUUUUUCAAAUUUUACACACUUGUAGUACUUCAUGAAAAAAUACAUUGUGCUUUUGAACUAGGAGACAUACAUGGCCAACCGUUUGCGAAACAGCUGUAAACUAUUACAACUAAAAGAAUACACAUUUAUUUGAAAUUUCAAUUGGCGUUUUUUUCGCAAACGCCUGGAUAUUUGCAACAAGUUUAAAGGUACAAUGAUACUUCUAAUGGAUUAGUACAAGUAUACCAAAUUUCACAAAAAUCUGAGGGGGGGGGGACGAUCGCACUGUCUCCUUUGUUAGAAAAAUUUCCUGGUAUUAAGAGAACAAUCAUAAGACUUUCAAUGGAUUAUCACAGACAUCAGCAGCUUGAAAGCAACGUACUAAAUUUUCAAUUGAUUUUUUAUAUAAAUUGAAUUUUAUCAAUCUUAAAAAUCAAACUCAUAUUAAAGUAUUGUAAAAGAAACCUUCUGUAUGAGAUUUAAA
Molecule: messenger RNA, 2838 nt
Organism: Polistes dominula (European paper wasp)
Lineage: Eukaryota; Metazoa; Arthropoda; Insecta; Hymenoptera; Vespidae
Product: ras-related protein Rap1
Molecular function (GO): GTP binding; GTPase activity
Source: RefSeq, a predicted model, not a curated record